Messenger RNA from Caenorhabditis auriculariae, 8726 nucleotides. The record is from the annotation of a GenBank genome assembly. NCBI's taxonomy places the organism in Eukaryota, Metazoa, Nematoda, Chromadorea, Rhabditida, Rhabditidae.
AUGGGUGACAACUUACAGUGUCCUCAGCAAAUGAAACUAACUCGUAAGAUAAACUUUAAAAAUUUGAAAUUUUUAGUUAAGAUAGUUUACUUCAUCCCCAGCCCCUCCAAAUGCCAGUCGAUGAGAAUCAGUCGCGUGUUCCUUCAGGUAUUGUACUUUUUGUCACCGAAGCGCCGAAAUUCUACUAGCAGAUAAUCUGCGAAUUUUGGCGGACGCUUCAGAAAAAGCGAGUCUGGGGGACUUUUUUUGUUCUUUCAAUACGCAAAGCAGUGGACUGCAACGAACUACCAGUAUUAAAGGUUGUCGCGAGUUUUUUUUUGUGAAGACUGUUGUUUUAAUUCUUAUAGAAGAAGUUGACGCGAAGUAUCCCGACAUAAAAUCGGACUUGAGCUCUCCAACUUCUUUCGAAUCGUCACGGCCGCUGAAACUCACACCAAGAUCUCAGCAGUUCAAUAAAGUUGAAAUGAGCGACCUUCAUAAGAAAGUGGAAGAGUUUCCGCAUAUGGUAUGGAUUUUGGAGAUAGAAAUUUAAAAAAAAAACUUAUUUUUCAUAUUAUUCUAGGUCAUCUGCAAGUUAUAAAAGUUCAUCGAAGUUUUUGAGCAGAGAAAUUUGAAUAAGAAAAUUCAUAGUGUUUGAACUUUUUGCAGCGUAAGAAGAUUGAUCAAAUUUUACCUCCUGUCCUAAGAAAUUCUCGUCAAAACUAUAAAAUUAUCCCGUACAUCAUUUUGUAGAAAUAUAAUUUUAAAGAUCUUCUCCAGACAGUUUAAUUUUAUAAUUUUAUUCUUUCACUUCAGAAAAGUCUGAAAAUACGCUCACUACUUCUUGUUUCCCCAGAGAGAAAUUUCAGAAGUCGAGGACAAAAAGUUUUGGAAAAAAUUUUCCACGUUUUAAGCAUUUUCCAAGUUGAGAUUUAAGAAUUAUCAACAAGGUAUUUGAACAUUUUUGGAAGUUUUAGAGCUCAAAGACAAAUUAUCUCCUUUGUAGGAAUAACUACUUCACAUAAUUACUACUAUUUUUUUUUCAGGUGAAGCGCCCAGAUUGCUACUUUUGUACCUUGUGCCAGAGAAAGUACAAAAACGAGCACACGUCCAAGGCUCAUAUCCGGAAUUGCCAUAUUGGUCGGAGGCGUUUUUGCACGGCCUCCGGGUGUUCUCAGUUCCGUUUUUCCCUAUUUCCUAGGACUACAAUAAAGAUUUUCUUUUUUAAUAUAGCUUCAAAGUAAUUUUCAGCGUCUCUGAAACGGUCCGCGAGCAUCAGGUUCAUCUCCGUGAGCACAAAAUCGUGCAAAAAUCAGCACCUCAUCAGCCACCGUACCAAAUGUUCGGCAGUCAGCUGCCCACUGUGAGCUGAUUUCAUUUCAUUUCAUUUCAAGUGUUUAUUCGCCAUUCCGCAAUCAGCACGACAAAUACAAAAAAAAUAAAACAUCAAGACAAUCAAAUAAAUCUAACAGCUGAUCUGUGGAAACGGCUGGAGGAAAAGAUUGUCUGAGUAGACGGUGCUAACCCCCAUUUGGUAUUUAAGUUUGUUCUUUGUAUUUUUAAUAAGUUAGAAUUUUUCUAGAUUUUAGUAGGAUCUAAGGAUUUUAAAAACGAUGUGUUUGAUUCGAACCAUGAGGUGAGCAUAAUCUGAAACUUGCCGAUUUCGUAUUCAAUGAUAAUUUCUCUCUCCAGUUGGUUCCAAAUGGGUAUGACUCUAUGAUUUAGGAAGCGUUGUUUGAUCAAUUCAUUCAUUGGUUGAACAAGUCUCAUUCCAUUUCCUCUGAGUUGAUUAUUUCUACUCGAAUUCAUCAUUAAUUUAACAGGCGACUCACUCCAAAAAUAUCCAUGAAUGUAUUUGUGAACGCAACAAACGUCUUUAAAAAGUCUUCUAGUCCAUAACGUCGAUAGUUUCAGUUUGGCUAAUCUACUGCGAUAAUCCAAUUUCGGAUAUAAUCUUUUUGGUAAAUUUUUCUCUGGACUGAUUCUAGUUGAUUUAUAUCAUUCAAAUUUAGCGGGCACAUUAGUUCGGAUCCGUACUCAAUGAUAGGCAAGAUUUUUGGCUUUAUAGCAUUUUUAGAAAGUUAUUUUGAGAGAAAUGAAAAACAGCGAAAUAAAUUAUUUAUUAUUUUCAUACAUUUUUUUGUACUACUAUACUCACAUGGUGCCCCCAUUUUUCAGAUUACUCGUGAAGAAGAAUCCCAGGUCUCUGACAUUUUUGUUUAGUGCUAAGAGUUUGAUCGUUAAUUUUGUAUGUACUGGGUUCUGUCUUUUUUCCAAACUGAACUAACAUGCACUUCUCAGGAGAUAUUGAUAGUUGACGGCCCUCUAACCAUUGGUAUACAUUUUUUAAGUCUUCUUGAAGUUUGGCUUUAUGGUUUGUUACAUUACUAGAUAAAUACAGUUUACAAUCAUCUGCGAACAUGCUCAAGUUACAGUAUUUAAUAACUUCUGACAAGUCAUUGAUAUAUACUAAAAACAUAAGAGGUCCUAAUGAGCUACCUUGCGGUACACCUGACGAUAUUUUUAUCUCAUUCGAAAUACUGUUACUGACUUUAACUUUUUGUGAUCUAUCUUUCAAAAACUCUUCGAGCCAGUUGAGUAUUACUCCCUUACAUCCGUAGGAUUUCAAGACUUCAAUCAAUCUUCUAUGACAAACCGUGUCAAAAGCUUUUUUAAUAUCUAAAUAUAUGACUUCAACGUAAUGAUUUCGAGUUUCCUCAAACAGAUAUUUUUGAAGUGGCACAAUUGGGAGAUAGUACUGCGAUGAUUUAAAAAUCCAUGCUGGCUAUCAGAGAUGAGCGAAGAUUGCCACAUGUAGUUUCUCAAAGCUCUCACCAUUAAAGAUUCUAAAACUCUACACGGGACUGAUGUCAAACUAACUGGUCUAUAAUUACCUACGUCGUUUGGAUCUCCUUUUUUGUAUAUAGGUACUACGAUUGAUUUUUUCCAAAAAAACUAGGCAACUUGCCCGAAUCUAAACUUUUUCCUGUAUAUCAGUGAUAAAGGGAGAGCUAUCGAUAUAGCUAGACCUCUGCAAAUUGAACUAGGUAAACCAUCAGGACCUGCUGAGUUUACGUUUUUAAUUCUUCUAAGGCACUCGUACACCACAUGAGGUGCGACAUCAACGUCCAUUAGAUUCCUGCUUGUUUUAGUAGCUAUGUUGAAAGGCAAAUUAUUAUCAUCUGUGAACACCGUCGAAAAGAAUUUAUUGAAAUGAUUGGAUUUCUCCAUGCUAUCUUUAAUAACUUCAUUUUCUACAAUUAGGUCUGGUAUUUCAUUAGGACUUGUUGAUUUUUUGCGAACGUAUUGCCAGAAAGCUUUCGUGGAUUUAUUUUCUCCUAAUGCCAGAUUUUCUAAGUGAAUCGAAUGAGAUUUCAGAGCUUGGGUGUACUUUUUGUACGAGAGUGAAUAUCGCACUUUAUUUUCUUCUGAGUUUUGUUUACGGUAUCGAACAUAGUCCCUCUCACACUUUCGUUUAAGUCUCAAAAUCCACUGAGGUUUCUUUUCGGUAUGAAAGACUUUUUUAGGGACAUAUUUUGUUAUAGAUUUUUGGAUUAUUUUUAUGAAGAUAUCAUACAUGGCCUCAACCGUUGAGCAAGUGCUGAAACGAUAAUUCCAGUCUAUAUAGGAUAGCUCACUGUUCAUUCUAAUGAAAUCGGCUUUUUUAAACAACAAAACAUUCCUAGGAGGUUCUCUUAUUAUGCGCUCUUCUAAAUUCAAGUUGCAAAUUAUUUUAUUAUGAUCACUGAUUGGAGAUCCUACUACAACUUUCUUAAAGAUGUAAGAGUUGUUUGUCAACACUAGAUCUAAUAUAUUAUGAUGCCUUGUAGGAUGCUUUACAUGUUGAGUGAGGCCGAAACUAUUGAAAACGCUCAAAAAUCGCCUACUUAGAGAGUCUGUCCCUAUAUUUUGGCUCCAAUCUAUGUUUGGUAAAUUAAAGUCUCCGCCUAUUAUAUGUGUUACCGAUAACCUAUCGAAGUUAUGGAUGUAGUUUUCAAACGUCUUAUGUAUAUGAUCAUUCCAUCCCGGUUUUCUAUAGACUCCUGUUAUAAUUAGUUUUUGAGUUCGAGAGGAAAAACUUCGACUGAAAUCGCGUUUAUAUCAAGCUCAGAUAUGGAAACAAGGAACUUAGAAUGCAAUGAUUUGGGAAUGAGUAUUGACACCCCGCCUCCUAACAAUUUUUUCCUGUUACUCGAGUAUACCAUGUGAUUUUUAAAAACUGGUAGAGAGAAUAUAUCAUCAUUAUCGUCCAUCCAAGUUUCAGUAAGAAUCCCUAUUGUUAGUGCAUUAAUUUCAUAUUCCAAAAUUUGCAAUUUUGAUUUUAAAUUCUUCAGAAAAAUAUAAAAUAUUCGAUUUUCGCCGUUGUUUUGAGAAGUUGAUGGUAUUUUGGCACAUUUCCAUUUUAAGCAAAAUAACAGUACUUGAAAAUAAUCCUGUUAUUCUAUAGCUAAUGAGAAAGCUAAGGUAUAAUAUAAAGUUUGGAACUUUUGAAACGCAUGAUUAAUUUUCUAUCGUAACACAACUGAAUUGAAUUUUUUGUUCCGUGAAAGUUUAGAGAUACAAAAAUGAAAAAACAUGUUUCUAGAUCAGUAAAAAAACUUUUAAUUGAAAUUAUGUACUAUUUUUCAGACAAAGAAAUUCCGCGACUGCAAAUGCGCCCGGUGUGUUCACCCUGAAGCUUUCGGACCUGACGACAAACUGAUAAAUAACUAUCUCGGAGAAGAGUCUCGAAGACCAGCGCUGAAGGAAAUUGUCAUACAAGGAGGCAAAAAAACGGCUUCCAUCUUGUUGCGCUCUCGUAACUUCAAGGUGAAAAGGAAAUAAGAUCUUCUUAUUUUGGAUUUCCGAGUUCGAAUGAAAAAAUUGGUCCAAAAUAAAGUUCCAUGGCUUUUUUUUCCUUUUGAGGCCUGUUUUAGAAAACGAUUUUUAGGAUAAAAAAAAACAAAAAUCAUCGCUAGCUUAGUUUUCUUGAUACGAUAGCUCAAAGGAUUACGGUAUUCCUUUUUUCGCAGGCUCCUCCGUCAACUGAAGACCUUCCUGACCUCGGAAAAGAGAACUUGUUCGACGAGUUGUCUGAUACAAACGUUGAAAAUGCGCCGAAUUUUGAAAUCAACGGGAAUCAUGUGCGUUUUUUUUAUAUUCGAUCAAUUUGAAACAAAACUUACCGACAAAACUGAGAACUUCUUAAAAAAACUUUAUUCCUACUUGUUUUUUUUCAGAUUGGCGAUUGCGAGAAGCGUUUCUACGCUUGUGAGAUCUGCGGCAAAGGUUUCACCGACUCUCUUCAGGCGCAGAGUCAUAUUUCUGGCCAUAAGUAGGUUUCGGAACAUAGAAAAGAAUCUAAUUGAUCCAUUUUGUAACGAAUAUUUUGAUGAAAACAUGUCCUGUAUGUUUUUGCAUUUUUGAAUGUGGAAGAAGGAAACUAGGCUACAUUUUUUGCUUUGGAAGUCAGUUAAACUAUUGUCUGUUCAGAUUUAGAAAAUCAGCUCAUCGCUUAAGCUCCGCCCCUUAUGUGUAGAUUAAACAAAUCAGCGAUCCAUCCAUAGAGCCUUGUUGGGGGCGGAGUUUGCUGCUAGAAAUUCAAUAUUUAAAAAAACUAAAUUCACAUUUUCCUAAAAGAGCUUUGUUUUUCUUUUUUUCCAUUUUUUCAUUUUCACUUGUUUUCUAGAAGUUUUACACCAAGGAUUCAAAACGGUGUAUAGUUAUGAUUUUUUUUUCAUCCUAUUUCAGAAACCGAAUGAAAACGAUGUUUCGAAAAUGAUCCAAAAUUCAAAUUUUUUUCGUUUCAUAAGCUGAUUUUUUUCAAGAGAGUUCUAAGAGCUGAUUCAAAAGUUUAGUUGAUUCCAGUCAUUUUAAUUUAUAUCAAAAGAAAAUUUUUCAAUCAGACCCAACUGGCUAAAAUGUGUUUUCUGCGGCUUGAGCUUAAAUGGACGGAUCGCGUUGCGGCAACAUUACAUGAGUGAACAUAUGGAUCAGAGCUCGUCCACGUUCACCUGUGGCGGUUGUUUCAGGUUAAUAACAGAGAUAAAAAGGAUUCAUACUCAGUUAUGACAGGAAAUAGGUGAAAAAGAGCGCAGUUCGCUCGAGAUAAUCAAAAAAAUUUCAGUGUUUAAGUUUGACAAGUUCAUUUUUUUGUGGUUUAAUGGGCUUUAGCUCCUUUCUUGCGCAAUACGAAAAAGCUUUUUCUUGAAAAAAACCUUUCAAGGGUCCCCAGCAAAACUUUUUAUCUCAUUUUCUUUCAUUUUCUUUUUCAUGUUCUUCAACAAAAAUAUUCGGGAAAACAGCUUGAAAGAUUUGAAAGGGCUCCAAGAGGCUAAUUAAAAGGAGCUGGAAAAACUUUUUUUCACAAAAAAAUUUUUAUUAGCUUUUUAGAGGAACCGUUUCAGCUCCCUUUCAAGGAUCCUCAAAGCAACAUUUCCGUUUUAUCUAUUUUUUUGUAAAAAAAUCAAUAUUAUAGAAACGGAGUUUCGAAAAAUAUUCAGUUGAAUUUAUUUCUUCAGCGUCUUCCCAACUCGAAUCCACUAUGAGCAUCAUCUUUUACUGCUUCCGGAAGCCCAUCGUUUGUUUUAUUUUUCAUUUUUUUGAACUUCAUCUUGUUACUGGAGUCGAUCAUAUUGUUUUAAAACAGAGAACAGUUGAAUUUUUACAAUUUUUGGCUGAAUUUGACCCUUUGAGGUAUUUCAAGUUAUAUUCUAAAAAAAUUUCUAAUACAAGUCUGUAUUUUUUAUUUUUGAAGCCUGCCACGUCAUGGAUUAUCGUCAGGACAUGUACUUUGACCGACCGAACAUUUCUGCGGGUUUUCAAGAAAAAAGAACUAGAAAAUCGAUAAGAGAACAUUUUUCAGACCGGAACCCUCCAGUCAACAUUUCUCAUGCUUCUGAACGCGUUUUGCCGGUUUUCAAACAGCAAAAUGGAGGAAAUCCUAGGGAUUUCAAGCGUCUGAUGGUGACGCCGUUGGGUGUCCGCAGCAUGGCUGAGAUUGAGAAGAAUAUGGUGAUUAACAGAGCAAAAACAAAAUUUGAGGUCGAAAGUUUUAUAGGCGAAUUCGGAAAUGCUGGAAAAGACUCCAUAGGAACGUUUGUUUGAGAAUGACAAAAGCUACUUUUUUUCUGUCGUUUCGCGCCUUUUCAUCGGCUUCUAUGCGCCAUUUUGCUGCCUCUCCCUUUUUUCCACUAUUUCUUGAGCCGUUAAAAUUCUAGAAAAAUUUAGAGACUCGAUAAAGGGACUAUUUUUACUGCUUUUCUGUGGCCUUUUUCGAGCCUCCAUUUUUGCAGUCAUUCCUACUUUGCCUGAGUUGGUUGUAAUUUCAAAAGUUUUGAUAAACCGAAAAAAAAACUUUUUGCAGAUUUAAAAAAAAGUGAUGAUUUUAUGCUUCAGAAAAGCUUUUUGAUGGUGAAAGAAAAGCCUCCGAGCACGAAGCCACUGUCAAAGGACCACCGAAAGACGGUCUUGGAAAUGUGCAAACGCGUGAGACAGAAGCCAGAAGAAAAUAUUCCCGAAAUCCGAAUUUACAAAAAAGCGCCUCCAGAAGAAGAAGACGAAGAGGAGGAGUUCGAAGUAGGAACGAAUGUUUGAAGCAGAAAACUUUGAUAAUCUAGCCGUACGGACGGAAGAACAACGUGAAGUGGGAUGAACUGUUGUGCAAUGAGGCGGCGGCUCGCGAAUUUCCAGAUUGGCCGGCUGGACUCCGUAAAGGUAAGGGGGGAGGAUUAAAACUUGUACAAGAAAUCCUCAGGAACUCCAGAGAGGUCCCUAUAGGGGAAACCUUAGGGGCCCUGGGGUUUUCUCCAGGGCCACUAAAAGUUGCAAAAGUUGUCUCUAUAGGGGUUUUAGUUAUUGGUUGCUAUAGGGGACAUGCUAGUCGAUAAUUGUCAGGAACUUUAAGCGAGGAAGCAUUUCCAUGAGAAAAACAGGAUAAAUAAGCGUUUUUUGAAUGAAAUUGAGAGAUCCCUAUAGGGUCCACUGAGCUUCAGAAGUUAGAAGCAGAAGAACAGUACCUCAACUUCUAUAUGAACCACUUUGGGAUUCCUAAGUCUGUUGAAAAAAAGUUAUUUACCCAUAUUAUCAGAAAAAAAAUUUCUUUUCUAUUUAAAUGGAAGAAAUGAAGUGAACCAGCUUAUUUUCAAAAAAAAAAAGGUGGACUAUCGAACUAUUUCGAGCACUUUACAGCACGGAAAGCUAUGAACUUUCUAUAUUUUGACUUCAAGUUAGAAAAAACAACUCUGCGAAUUUCACAAGCAUAGAUGGCAAGUACAGAACUCAUUCAGCCCGGAAGGAAGAACCUCACAAAAAUAUUGGAAAUUAAAAUCAUUUUUCAACCUCAAGGAGGUCGUCUAGGCCGAGAUAAUACAAGUUUUAGCCUCAGGGAGAUAGUAAUAACUUGAAGAUAGAAAAUCUUGGGUGGAGGUGUCGACGGCAUUAAAAAAUGGUUUGCCAAUGUAUGUUCACAAGGCAGCUUCGCAGGUGAAAAAUUAUCAAAAAAAGAACUCAGAAAUGAUUUUUCCGUCUUUUUGAAGGACUUUUUUUAAGGGGUCUUUUGCCUUCUUUUAAAAAAAUCCCGAAAAAGUUGUCUUGAAUUUUGCACACGCUCGUGGCUCAUUUCACUCAUGUUGCUAGAAUUCGACAACACUAAACGUCCGAAGGAGUACUGUGCUUUUCUUCGCGAGAAAAAUGUACGGAACGCCUUGUCCGCCGCCGCCGACGUCUCAUCUCGCUUGGGCCGAUCAUCCGAGAUCGGCCGGUUUUGA